Acanthopagrus latus (yellowfin seabream) is the source of this 2804-nucleotide messenger RNA. It is a transcript of the gene mettl24, whose product is annotated as methyltransferase like 24. The coding region runs from base 484 to 1566 and encodes 360 amino acids. Lineage: Eukaryota; Metazoa; Chordata; Actinopteri; Spariformes; Sparidae. The transcript has 5 exons. The record is from RefSeq and is a predicted model, not a curated record.
UGUUUUGGGAGACUUGAGAGAAAGCGUGAGGAGGGAGUAUCCCAAAGUUUUUCAAAGAGGGGCGGCACACAUUGUUCUAGUGGAACUGUUUGCAAGAGCCCCGGUGACACACUCGCAAAACCAUUCGGAGGGUUUGAGAUGCAGGCGCACAUAUACAGGUCCGGUUUGUGAACUUGACAUGCUUGUGGUUCAUUAACUCGAGGCAUGCCGGUCUGACUGGUGUUGUACUUUGGACCUGAGGGGAAUGAGGAGAGGAGAAGAAAAGGGAAAGAGAAGAGAAGAGAAGAGAAGAGAAGAGAAGAGAAGAGAAGAGAAGAGAAGAGAAGAGAAGAGAAGAGAAGAGAAGAGAAGAGAAGAGAAAGAGUCUUUGAGGAGUAGGAGGAGGACAAGAAUGGGAUAGAAGAGGCAAAGGGCAAAGCAGCAGUUCUCACAGCAGUCGAUAUGAUGGACUGAGGCUGGACAGCAGGGGGGACAAACUAGCCGAUGGACAUGGGCAAAGAGCGACUCACCCGGGGACUGCUGCUGCGUCUGGGCAUCCUCCUCACCGCCGUGUGUGUGUGCGUUCACGUCUACCUGGAGACGGCGUGGCGGGGAGCACCUGCGGCCCUGACACAGGGACGUCCCACGCAGCCCGACAGAGCCAAGCAGGUCCCUGCAGCAGAGGCAGGGCAGCAGGACAGGAGUGUUAAGAGGAGAAUCUCUUAUGUUCGAACACUAAAGAAGGAAGCCAGGAAGAGGGAUGAAGACCCCUCUUCGCCCUGCUGCCUGCCUCGCCGCCCGCACAGAAAGGCUCUUCGGUGGCACAUAGACUUGGAGCCCUGGGCCAGUGAGAGCCGUUCUCUGGAGGACGAGGCUAAAAGGUUCCUCAGCUACAUCACAACGCCACAAGUGUCCUGUGCAUCGUUGGUCAGCAAGGAAGCAGCUCAGCAGGGGACCAAGGGUGCCUGGGCUGCCUGUCUGGACCCCAAGUACAGCCUGACCCACAGGAUACACAGCAAACACUGCAGGGUUUACUCUUUUGGGUUGGGCGUGGACGACCGGUCCCUGGAGGAUUCUCUGGCCAGGGCGGGAUGUGAGGUCCACUGCUUCGAUCCAAGCUUGAAGCAGCCCCACCUGCAGCGGGACGACAUGUGGCUCCAUCGGCUCUCCGUGGACUGGAGGGAUCCCAACCCGGCCGUCGUCGCCCAGCGUCAGUACACCAGCACCAAGAAACUGGCCACCAUCCUGAAUGACUUUGGGCACAGACAGGUGGAUGUACUGAAGGCGGAUAUGGAGAGCGCAGAGUGGAAGAUCCUGGAGAAUCUGGUCCUGGAGGGGGUUCUGGAGUCGGUGGGUCAGCUGCUGUUGGAGCUUCACCUGCACUGGGCGGGCUUUGAGGUGGGCGGCGAUGACCCGUCGGUGGUGCGCUUCUGGUUCAGCCUGCUCAAGGAGCUGGAACGCGCCAACUUCCGCCUCUUCCACGUCCACAGCAACCCCACCAAACCUCGUCUCUUCCUGCACAAGAACGUCCUCAACGCCAGUAGUGCUUACACCCUGAGCUGGGUGAACACAGAGUGGAGGCCUUGAGGCGUGGGAAAGGUCUUUUGAAUGGAAAUGUAACUAGUGUGUAUGUGUAACAAGCCCGAGUGCAAAUUCUCGCCUGCUCUUGUCUGGCCUGACCUCUCUGUGAAGCUUAAAUCCCUGCUCCUACUUAUCCUCCCACCCUGUAGUGACCUCAGCCGUGCAGUGGGGCAGAGUAAUGUCUCCGGAGGCUCAGCGUUCUACCUCACAGUGGCUGCAGGUCAGCCCUCCGAGUCGCACUCACCUCCUUCAUUAUGGUCCCAUCUGAGCUUGGCCCACAGCCAGAUACUAGACAACAUUUUCCUAGAUUACCACAGGUCUGAACAGGCCCAGAGUCUACAGCGGAAAUACAACAAUGAAUACAACACCAAUUAAAGGAAAUGGAUACACAAUGUUUGGGGGGGGUGGUUGACAAGUCAGGCCUGUUGGAGCUGCUGAGGAUGGAGAGAACAAGCAGAAGAAUAUGGGUAAUACAAGGUCAAGAAAAGAUGGGAGCAGCCCCGAAAGGAACAGAACCACAGCUGAACCUUAGAACUGAAGCAAAAAAAAUGCAACGAUCAUGUGAAGAAAGCGAUAUCUCUAGAUUUGUUCUGCAUGUUUGCUUGAUAUGUGAGAGAGAAUGCGUGGGAGAGUGUGAGGAAUAAAUGAAGUCAAAUCAUUAUUUUUUUUUUUUGGCAUAUUGGGAGUUUCCUGGUUUAUAAUAGAAAACAAUGUGAGAUCCACACAGAUGAAAGCAUUUUUGUCUAACUCUCACUGUUUUUGGUGUUCAGUUGAUGUUCCUCCGUUAUCUCUGCUGCUCCAGAACUUCAUCAAACUGUAUCUGGGAAUAAUGGCAGAGGGCUGACAACCUCAAAAAAAUAAAAUAAAAUAAAAAAUAAUAAUAAUAAUCCAUGUUCAAACAUCAGUCAAUUAAUGUUAUGUGCCAAAUCUUUUGAUGCAGUUUAAUAAAAGAGAUGGAACAAAGAUUUUUUUCUGGGACUUUAAUAAAAAUACAUUUCCAAAGAAACAACACUUUGAUUUUCUUAAUAAGAGGGACAAUUUACAGAAUGUUUAUUUCCACAAAAGGGAUGGUAAUACAAUUGAAAGUUUUAAACAAGGACUACGGAGGAAUACUACACAGAGAAUGCAAAUUAAAAUAACAAAACAUUUAUUUGAAAAGAAAAAUCACAUGGUACCCCCUCUCAUAUGCCCUUUGCAGUAGAAACCAUUUUUAAAAAGUACACUUGUGUUCAUCUUUGUACAAA